Botrytis deweyae is the source of this 1068-nucleotide messenger RNA. RefSeq lists its product as uncharacterized. Bases 1 to 1068 code for a protein of 355 amino acids. The record is from RefSeq and is a predicted model, not a curated record. The transcript has 2 exons. Lineage: Eukaryota; Fungi; Ascomycota; Leotiomycetes; Helotiales; Sclerotiniaceae.
AUGGCACCAACAGCCUGGUGGCAUUCAAUAGUUGGUGGACCGGGAGGAGAGCCAUUCCAACACGUCCUAGUACAUGAUCCAGUCUCAAAAAUUGAAAUAUGGACCAGUUCGGCGGCUUUUUUCCAUGGAGCACAGUCACCAUUAAUUGGCAAGGCCGAGGGAACCUUGAAAUUCUUCACAAUAGCAUAUGGGGAGCUAGUGAUUUCGAUUAUUGCGUACACGAAUGGGAGUUCUUUUGCCGGCGUUUCCAAAGCUACCGACCAAGGGAGGUCAUUCAUGGCUGGUACAAUAGGCCUAAACUCACAUCGGCAGGAUCCUCGCAGCGGUUUCAUCGUCGGUUUCAUCGGUCGAAGGAGUCAUCAAUUCGAUGCAUUCUCACUUGGCAUGUUAGACGAUCUUCAAAGUUGCCUUGUUGAAAUGAAUUAUUUGACGAUGCCAAAAGGGGGGGUGAGCGAUGUGUCGGUGGUGCGAGUGACUAAGGACAACGAAGAAGGGGCGCGUGAUGCCGGUGUCAACAUUGGUGAGUCUGUCUCCACCACGAGCUCUGUAACCACUAGCAAGACGUGGGGAGAAAGCAUGGGGAUAUCUGUUAGUGUUUCAGGCAAGGUCUUUGGAGUCGGUGUCGAUGCCAGCACAGAAUAUACAUAUGGCGAGGAGAGAAGUGAAUCGUCGUCUUAUUCGAUUACUAAGGCGACCGAUAUCUCCGCAGCGAUGCAAGUUCCCCCAGGGAAGAAAUAUCUAAUCACGGCAUUGUAUUACAAGGGCACCUUCGAUGUUGAAUUCCGUCCCAAAUACACAUUCAUGACGAAAACUGGAUUCAGAGCCAUGUUUCCCGAGGGAGCAGCGCAGCCUGUCUCCGGCAUCGCUUCCGGAAACAUGAUAAUUACAACCAACGACAUCACGGACAUGUCUCCAAGUCAGAUUUCUCAGCUUAUCUCUCCAUCAACAAAGAUUGGAGAUAAAUCCACUUCUGAAGCUGAAUUUGAGAAUGUGCUCACGAGAGAAGUCCUGGACAGCAACGCUCGGAAUUUUGCGCAGGAAGUCGGCGUGUCUGCAGAUGAUCAGUAA